This is a messenger RNA of Platichthys flesus (European flounder), 6396 nucleotides long. It is a transcript of the gene nup205, whose product is annotated as nucleoporin 205. Gene Ontology annotation, molecular function: structural constituent of nuclear pore. The record is from RefSeq and is a predicted model, not a curated record. Gene Ontology annotation, cellular component: nuclear pore inner ring; nuclear pore. The transcript has 42 exons. Gene Ontology annotation, biological process: nuclear pore organization. Lineage: Eukaryota; Metazoa; Chordata; Actinopteri; Pleuronectiformes; Pleuronectidae. Bases 12 to 5993 code for a protein of 1993 amino acids.
CCGGGUGAAUCAUGGCGGCGCAGAUGGCGGUAAAUUCGGGAGCCAGUCUGUGGGGGCCGAUGAAGGAGCUUUGGGAGACGGUGGAUGGGGCUGUGUUGAAGAAACAGCCAGAGAGUGUCCACAUUCUGGACCUGCAGCUGAAGAAACACAAAACACACUUUCUGUCACUUUUUAAGAAUCCGCCAAAAAGUGCAGAACAGAGAGAGAAGGUGCGUAAAGCCAGCACAGAGGGCAUCGCCAUCCAGGGUCAACAGGGGUCCCGACUCCUCCCUGAGCAGCUUCUGACAGAAGCCUUCAUCCUCAGUGACUUAUUUGAUAUUGGAGAAUUGGCAGCCUUAGAGCUUCUGUUGGCAGGUGAGCAGCAACAACCUCAUUUUCCAGGUUUGACACGAGGACUUGUUGGUGUGUUGCUCUACUGGGAUGGAAAGCUGUGUGUGGCUAACUCUCUGCGGACACUCAUCCAGUCACGCCACGGCAAGACCUUCACCCUGGAUCUGAGUGGGGAGCUUGUGGCUUUGACGACACGUUUUACAGAUGAACUAAUGAGCCAGGGUCUGACCAAACGCAUCCUAGCCUUGGUUUCUGAGAUCAGUGUGGCGCGUGAAUUUGAACGGCUGCAGAAGGAGCGCGGCCUGGGCAAUGAAAAACACAGGAAAGAGGUUUCGGAACUCAUAGGUGAUUGCAGACAGGCACUGGCUGACAGCCUGUUUUCAUGGACCUGCCAAUCACCCUUGAGUAAAGAUGACACUCUGGCUCUGAUUGGUCACCUGGAGACAGCGAACGUUCAAGCCGACGGCUCAUUGGAUCAUGUGAACCAGGCUCUGGUCAUGGCUCUGCUCUACUGCCUGGAUGUCAGCUUUGUAGAGCAGGGGACUGAAGAUCGAGAAGAUCUGCUCCAGGCUCUGCCACUGCUGACGGAGAGGCAGUAUGUAGCUGCAGUGCACAAUCGUCUGAUGGAUGGCCAGCCGUGGAAGGUUCCAGGCCUGCAGGCUGUGUGUCGUCUGGCCUGGGCUCUGUCCCUGAGGGUCCUCUCCCAGCUACCACAGGGAUCUGCCCUGGUUGAGUUCACUGAGGCUGAUGAGACUCUUACUGACCAGGCUCUUCUGGGAAAUGUCUUCCUGUUUAUGAGGGAGGGCUUGCUUGGAUGUGAGAGUUUUGCACAGGAAGAGUUUUACAUCCGCCGCCUCCAUUCAAUCAUCACAGACUUCCUGGCACUCAUGCCUAUGAAGGUGAAGCAGCUUCGUAACCGUGCUGAUGAGGACGCCCGCCUGGUGCACAUGUCUCAACAGAUGGACAGCGAGCUUCCGUCAUCUAUGCGCAAGGACUUGGACCACCUCAUGUUCCUUAUCGGGGAGUUUUACAAUAAGGACUCCUUUGGGCUGGAGCUGGGCCUUGAGUUCUGGUCUCCCACAGAGUCUCUCCAACAAACCUCAUUGCAGGGAUCUUACCUGGGAAUGGCCCUUCAAAGGCCUCCACAUAAACAGGUGGUUCUGUCCAAGUUUGUCCGUCAGAUGGGAGACCUUCUGCCCUCCACCCUUUAUAUCUCCUAUCUCCGUAUGCUUAAAGGCCUCGCCAAUGGUCCUCAGUGCGCACACUACUGCUUCAGCCUACUGAAAACUAACGGAGCCACACACAGUGACAACAUUCAAGGAGUUUCUGGCAGCCCAGUGUCUUGGGAACAUUUCUUUCACUCCCUCAUGCUCUACCAUGAGAACCUGCGGCGAGACAUUCCAAAUCCAGAUGCUUCACAGUACCGCCAUCCGCCACUGAGGGGCAUCACCCAAAGGGAGCUGGAGGGGCUCACUUCAUUUUUGGAGCUACUCACCACCAUCAUUACAUGGAGUGAAAAUGCUCGCCUGGCAUUGUGUGAACAUCCUCAGUGGACUCCAGUUGUUGUGAUGCUUGGGCUGCUUCAGUGCAGCAUUCCACCCGUCCUGAAGGCCGAGGUCCUGAACUGCCUCGCCGCCUUCGGGAAGUCACCGGAGAUCGCUGCUUCCCUCUGGCAGUCACUGGAGUACACACAGAUCCUCCAGACUGUUCGAGCCCCAGGACAGAGGCAGGCGGCUGGAAUUGAGGUGGAGCUGAAUGAGAUCGAGUCGAGCUGCGAGGAGUACCCUCUGACACAAGCCUUCUGUCAUCUGAUCAGCACACUAGUCGAGUGCAGCCUUCCUGUUAAUCUGGGUGCCGGGCUACGAGUCCCAGGCUUCCAGCCCUACCUGAACUUUUUGCGGGACUCUGUGUUCCUCCCCUUCCCCACCAGAGCAUAUCGUCGUCCAGCUGAGAAGUGGGAGGUGGCAGACUCUGUUCUGGAGGUGUUCCACAAGCUGCUGCAGGACUACGAGCCCCAGCCGUCAGACUUUGUCCAGGAGAUAGUGGAGCUGCAGGGUGAGCAGCUCCCAGCCCACAAGCCCCCUGGCCACAGCAUCAUGUUCCAUCUGCUCAACGACUCGCCCACGCUGGCACUCUGCCUCAGCCUGCUGGAGGAGGGUGUACGUCAGCUGGACACUUAUGCACCUUUCCCUGGUAAAAAACACCUGGAGUCAGCGGUUCUGCACUGCCUGUGCUUGUUGGACCUGGCUCUGCAGAAGGAAGUGGUGUUUAUGGAUCUCCUCAGGGAGAGCCAGUCCUCCCUGUUGGUUUCUCCCAUGGAGCAGCUCCUCCAGGGUGUCAGUCCUCAAACCCGACGGGCCGAUCACAUUGUCAGUAUUGCCAGGUUCCUGUACCACGGCAGCACCAACCCAGAGGCUGCGUUCCAAAGUGCCAAGAUCCUGCGUCGCAUCGCCAGCUACCCAAACAUCCAGAACAGGCUGGUUGGAGAUUUCACACAUGACCAGACAGUGAGUGACAAACUGAUGGCAGGCUUUGUGGAGUGUCUGGACAAUGAAGAGGCAGAAGAAGGAACAGAGAAUGGAGAUGACUCAGACCAACAAAAUAAGAUGGCAAGAAUCCGACAUGAAACCCAGAUCCAUAUCCUGAACCUACUCAUCAACUCCUUGGAGCUCAAGACACCAAACCUGUCUCUUUACCUGUUGGGCUACGAAGUCAAGAAGCCUGUCUCCUCCACCAACCUCCAGGACCCAGGUGUGUUGGGAUGUCCACGGAGCUGCCUGCAUGCCAUCCUGAGUCUGCUGCAGAGAGGAACUGAGAAGAGAUCCGGACCUGUGAUCACACAGCAGGCCCCGCACCUGGCCGAGCUCUGUUACCAGGUGAUCUACCAGCUGUGUGCCUGCCCCGACACAUCGGGACCAACCAUGCGCUAUUUGAGGACCAGCCAGGACUUCCUGUUCUCUCACCUGCAGCACAUGCCCUUCAUCCUCCCCGGUAACCAGAUCGCUGCCCUCUCCCAGAUGUCUUGGCUCAUGAAAACAGCUGCGAUCGAGCUGAGAGUGACGUCUCUGAACCGCCAGCGCUCACACACGCAACGGCUCGUCAGCCUCCUGCUGGACGACCAGCCACACACCCAGCACACAGCUGAUGGAGAGUUCGGGAUGGAGGAAGAGACCAGAUCAGUCAGCGGCUUCCUACAUUUCGACACAGUUUCUAAAGUGCGCAGGAAGUUGCUGAGUGUGCUGGACGCCAUCGAUUUCAGUCAGGACAUGCCCGAGCUCCUGCAGCUGGACUUCUUUGAACGCACUCAGAUCGAACAGGUGAUCGCCAACUGUGAGCACGUCAACGAGCAAGGACACACUGUGUGCAACGUCAAGUUGCUUCACAGAGUUCUGGUUGCUGAGGUGAAUGCCCUGCAGGGAAUGGCAGCCAUCGGACAGAGGCCCCUGUUACUGGAGGAGGUGAACUCCAUCCUGCAGCAGGUGGUGGAACGUAACCGCGUCCGUCGCAGUCUCAGUGCAAAGCGACAUGCGCUGCGGUCCUGGAGGAGCCUGGUGGAGGUGCUGCUGACCGCCUGCCCUGCUGACCUCAUACCUGCUGAUGACCGCCAGCUCAUUAUCAGAGACCUUUUGCUGGACCUGCAUGAUAAGGUGUUAUCUGAGGACGCAGCAGGAGAACUGAUGCCCAUUGUUGCCGGGGCAGUCUUCACUCUGACUGCCCACCUCAGCCAAUCAGUGCUGUCUGAGCAGCAGCAGGGGGAGGGAUUAGAAGCAUCCUCAGGCUUUGCCUCCAUUGCUAACUCUGCCCUGCAUCUAGUCCUCCGCAAGCUGCUGGACUUCAUCCUCUGUACUGGAGGCGGAUACCAGCGUCUGCGUGCUCACCUGUAUGGCUCUCUGCUGUACUACCUGCAAAUCGCCCAGAAACCUGAGGAACCCGACACUCUACAGACAGCUGGGAAGGCGAUGUGGGAACGACUCACAGCCCCCGAAGACGGUUUCACCAAACUCCAGAGAGAGAACCUCGCUAUCAUCGAGAGUUAUGGCAAAUCCCUCAUGGAGGUUGUGUGCAGGGACGCCUGUGACGGCCAUGAAAUCAGUCGGAUGCUGGCCCUGGCCGUGCUGGACCGGAUCCUGUCAAUAGAUCGACAGAAUCAGUGGCUGGUUUACGUCUGCAACAGUGGCUACCUGCGGUCGCUAGUGGAGAGCCUGAGACGAGAUGAUGCCGCCCUGCAGACCCUGCUCACACCUCAGCCACCACUCCUCAAACCACUCUACAUCUAUGAGAGCAAGAUGGCUCUGAUGACUCGUGUGGCGAAGACAGGUCAGGGAGCCGUGGAGCUGCUGCGCUGUGGACUAGUGGUGCAGCUGAUGGAGUGUCAGGUGUUUGACAUGGUACCUGACAGUGAUGCUCACAGGGGGAUGAGGGACACGUCAGGAUUCAUCCCCAGUCCUAUGGAUCGUUAUAGGCAGAUUCUCUUACCCACCUUGAGACUGUUCCAGGUGAUCCUGACCUCUACCAGCGUGAAUCACCAGCAGGGGGCAGCACAGGUUCUCCAGUGGCUCAUAGUCCACGCAGACACCAUUCAGUCCUUGUUACGCUGUCAUGAGCUCAGCAUGGGAUCUUUGCAGGAGCUCUCUUUGCUCACAGGCAUCAUCAGUAAAACCGCUCUGCCAGGUGCCCUGGAGUCGGGUGGGGAGGUCAACAGUGCAGCUCUUAUGGAGUUCCAGGGUCACAUAAACAGAUUCCAGCGUCUGUGUCUGUCUCUGCUCGGCUACCUGGUGGGGAGCGAGCGGGAGAGGUUGCUGAAGCAGGCUGAGAUCGCUGUGCCGAGAGAGGCCGCAGAACGACGAGAGGAGAUGGAGGUGGCCAUGCAACAGGUGUGUGCCAACAUCAUGGAGUACUGCCAGACGCUGCUGCUGCAGAGCUCCACCCAGGCUCAGUUCAGCAUCUGCCUGUUCAGCCCGUCGGGCAGCGAGCCAGCUGGCAGGGACGGAGGACGCACAGAUCUUUCAUCCACUCUGCCGUCGAUGGCCUACUCCCGAGCUCCCAGUCUGGGUCUGGUCCUUUACCUGCUGAAGAACAGUGCUGCCGAUUUCUUCAGGUUCCACCAGAGCCACAGACAGAGCCUGAGCAAACUGCAGAGUCUGGAUCAGCUGCCUCCCGAGGAGCUCAAGGAGUUGUGCCAGGGUCUGGUGUCAGGACCCGGAGGUGUAGAGAAAAUCUCAUCAGUGCAGAGGAGCUUGUUGGCCAAGAGGCGACUGGUCCAGCUCGUCAACAACCGAGCCAAGCUGCUGGCCCUGUGCUCCUACGUUAUAGAGACGUGUCUGUUUGUGUUGUGGCGCCACCUGGAGUACUACCUGCUGCACUGCACCCCCACUGACCCCAAGGACUCCCUGAUGCCUGGAGCCAGUUUGUACAGAUCGCGCCUCACAGACGACUCAUUUGGCGGGUUGCAGCCAAGUGGAAGCCGCGCACUCAGUCUGUCCCGAGUCAGCCAGCAAGACCUCGAUCUGCUGAAGAGCGACAUGGUUGCAGGUUUUGGAGAAGCUCUGCAGAGGAAGCUGCUGGAGGUGGAGGGCCUGUACAGCCAGGUCCGCUCCCGAUACACCUUCAUCCAGGCCCUGGUUCGCCGGAUCCGGGGUCUGCUCCGACAGCCCAAGAGCUGAGACACACACACACUAACACAGAGACUGGCCAAGACUUCAAAUUCCCCCUCAUUCAAUGAAAACCUCUGCCAAGCAUAGAAGACGAGCAACUACAGGAAAAACCCCAAGGACUGAGACUGUUCUUCUAUCAAUUCCCCUUUUCUUGCAACAUCAUUUUUACCGACCUGUCCAAGCUCCCUCUCCGGAGUAUUAUGGGAUGUCACUAUCAUCACAACACGUGCUACAUUCUGUGUGAUCAAUCUUACGUAUGUUUGACUAACGUUGUGCAAGAGUUGAGAAAUCGAAUUGCAGAGCAAACUUAAUAAGGAAGUUUUACUCGUUUAAGGAAGUAUUUGAUAUGGUUUUGUUUGAUUUGAUCUUUUUUUUCCUUUUGUGAAAAUAAACAUUUUCUAUGUCUGUUAAA